AGCAUUGGAUUCAAAAUAGUGGCUAUCAUUGGCCCGGAAUCGGUUCCAGAGGGCAGUGAUGUCCAAAUCAAGUGUCGGUACGAGUUGUAUAACGAAACUCUGUAUUCAAUGAAAUAUUUUUAUAUAAUGCCUAACGAUUCCGACGACAAUGAGAUGGAGUUCUUUAGAUGGACUCCACGAGGAAGACCUGUUAAGCAAGCGUUUCCAUUGCAUUCAUUUGAUUUCGACGUUAGUGGCCUCAGACCAUUACAUUACUGCAUAUCAGUAUAUCUAACAAACGUGAGGACUAGCGGUACCUAUAAGUGUGAGAUGAGUGUUGAGGGAACCUUUCAAACGUCGUCCGCCAACACAUUUAUAUCUGUCGAGAAGAUGAACAACGAAUUGGAGGAUUAUGUAGUGAAUGUGACAGAAAGGGAUGACGGGUCCGGCGGUUAUGGCACACAAUUUGUUAGCACAGAAUCUGUUACUACAGAAACACAAAUUACCACAAAAUUUGUACCAAUUGUUGAUAACAUCGGCAAUAAAUUGGUUUUCAAAGACUGCGAUCACUACACCUUUGGGAUAGAGGAGGACUCUCCCAAUGGCUCGACUGUAGGCACUGUUAGAGCUGCCCAUCUCUACGAGGGAUCCAAUGGACGAAUCAAAUACUCAAUCCUUCGACUCCCAAAUGAGGAUAGAUUUGACUUUGUUGUAGACGAAGUGAGCGGUGAAGUGAAGACUAAUACAGUGUUUGAUAGGGAGGACUCACGCUAUGUCCCAUGGGUUACAGUGAGGGCUUCAGACACAAACUCGCAGACAUUCCAAGGCUUUUGCACUUUUACCGUUAAGAUCACUGAUAUCAACGAUAAUCAGCCACUUUUUGAUCGCGAAGAAUAUAUAGAAGUGAUAAAAGCUGACACUCGUGUCGGCACUAAUAUUGUUCGCCUCGUGGCGUCCGACGAGGAUUCGGGUAAUAACAGUGCUAUCACUUAUAGCUUAGCUCCCGAUCCUAACAAUAGCACAGAUGUUGACUAUUUCCGUAUAAACCCGUCGAGUGGUUGGGUAUCACUGGAGAAAUUAAUUGGUGACCAAAACCGGUAUUGGCUUAGAGGCGUCGCAACAGACAAUGGUCGGCCACAACAAAGCAAAAUGGUAGACAUUGUGAUCAAUGUUGUUAAUGAGAGUGGACCCCCAGUUUGGGACCAACCCAUGUAUGGACCCGUUUCUAUACGCGAAGACUUAGAAAUCGGCCAAACAGUCAUUUCACUAAAAGCUCGUUCGGGAAUUGCAACCAAUCCAACCGUUUUCUACUCAUUGGUAGCAAAUGAACCCAAAUUUCAAUUGUCAAUCAGUGGCGGACACAUACGGGAGACCCUAAAGAGUAAUAAUUUUUAUUUAAGACACCGUUUGGACGACAGGGGCGUCAUAUGGGCUGACAUUUGCGUUAAUUCAGGCCUCGAUUAUGAGACCAAACGUGAGUAUAACUUAACGGUGCGAGCGAUGGACUCUGGUAUUGAUCGCCAGUUGACGAGCGAAACAGUGGUUAAUAUUGUAUUAGAAGACGUGAACGACGAGUGGCCGGUGUUUAAUAGCUCCGAUCGGGUGUCUGUAUUAGAGGGUAUGCCUCCGGGCACUCGUGUGACCCGAGUCCAGGCCAUAGACCGGGACGGCACUCAUCCCAACAAUCAGGUCUCGUACGCCAUCGUUGGCGGUGACCAACGGUUCUUCGCGAUAGACCCGCAAACGGGAGAGAUAUUUACAGUCGUGGAGUUUGAUCGGGAAGAGAGACAGGUCUACGCCCUACUCGUGAGGGCAGAGGACGGCCGGCCAUCCGACAGGAGGCACAUGAUGUCCAACGACUCCAAUUCAAUGACUCAAUUGAUUCGCAUUGAUAUCUCUGACAAGAAUGAUUGUCCGCCAUUUUUUUAUCAAAGCAUAUACGAGGCUGAAGUGAACGAAGACGAAGACAUUGGCCAUACAUUCAUCACACUUACGGCCAAAGACAUGGAUAAAUCCUCAAAACUACACUACGAGAUAACGAGAGGUAAUAUCGGAGGUGUGUUUGCAGUGGACGGGGAAUCGGGAGCCAUAUAUGUGUCGGCACCGCUUGACUACGAGCGCCGAUCGCAAUAUAAGCUGCGUUUAGUGGCCUCAGACCUCUUAAAUGAAAACUAUACGACUCUUGUUAUAUACGUCAAAGAUGUGAACGACAAUCCGCCGCACUUUGACCGACAACUAUACCAAACAAUGCUUACUGAAGAAGACGACAAUCACCUUCCGAAACGUGUGUUACAAGUGUCGGCCAGUGAUCCCAAUCGGCACCAAAACCAGCAAUUGGUUUACUUCUUGUCCGGUGAAGGCGUCUCUGAAACACAAGACUCUGACAAUGUAUUUACAAUUGACGCAAACACGGGUGCAAUAUAUAUGAGGCGUCCUCUGGACAGGGAUUUGCCGACCGGACGCCCGAACUGGCGCUUCACUGUAUUGGCCGCCGAUGAGGGCGGACCGGGAUAUAGUCCUACUGUGGGUUUUGCAGAUGUGUUGAUCACCGUUAAGGAUAUCAACGAUAACGCGCCUGUAUUUCAACAAAGUAUAUACAGGGGUUGUGUCGCCGACAACGCAACGGCCGGCACUCCUGUCCUCGCAGUUAUGGCCAUCGAUAACGACGACCCAAACCAAGAACUCAACGCCAAAGUCCACUACUCUAUAGAAGUAAAUGCUAUCGACAAAAACGGAGACAAUGUGUUCAGUAUUGAUGGCCAAACUGGUGUCAUAUCGACGGCUGUUUGUUGUUUAGACCCAAAGACGAGUCCGAAGUUUACUAUAGAAGUGAUGGCAACGGAUGGCGGAGGGCUUAAGGGCUCGACAACUGUUUUCAUUGAAAUUAAAGAUAAUUUUGACAAAUGUUAG
Medioppia subpectinata is the source of this 2889-nucleotide messenger RNA. NCBI's taxonomy places the organism in Eukaryota, Metazoa, Arthropoda, Arachnida, Sarcoptiformes, Oppiidae. The record is from the annotation of a GenBank genome assembly.